Spirodela intermedia is the source of this 6480-nucleotide messenger RNA. The record is from the annotation of a GenBank genome assembly. NCBI's taxonomy places the organism in Eukaryota, Viridiplantae, Streptophyta, Magnoliopsida, Alismatales, Araceae.
AUGAGCAAGAUAAAGAGGUUGACGUCUCCUCUAGCAGAGAGGUGCUAUAAAGCAAGCCAAUACUAAAUUUAGUAGUAAAAAAUAUUAAAUUUAGUAGUAAGUAAUAUAAGGUACUCACUAGCUAAAUUUCUUGAAUUUCCCUUGCUAGGGAAGCAAGAAAAUACUGAAACGAUCAGGGAAUAAUGAACUCAUCGAGGGUUUUUGCUAGAGAUCAUCAAGUUUUUUUGAGGCCUCACCCAUGUGAUCUGAAGCUUUAGCUCUUGAUUUUACAACCUAUGCAUUCCUGUGGCCAAGAUUUGCAUUGCUACCAAUAAUUUAGAACUAUUGCUCAACGCAAGAGUAUAUUAUGUUAAAUAGUGAUGGGGAUGGGGACAUGCCACGUCAUCAGUGUAUGCCACGCCAGCCAAGUAUCCGGCCACAUCAGCAUGGUUUACCACGUCAUCGUCGAAUGCCACAUCAUUCCUAUAAAAUAGGAAUGAGCUUGCAGCACGACGCACCUCCGUCGCGCGUCCUCAGGGUGCCGCCGCCCUUCUCGCCUCCUCCGCUUCACCCCUGAUGAGCCGCCUCAUCGUCGCCAUUCCUCUCCGGUGCCGCCGUCCCACCUUCCAGCAGCCUCAUCGUCGCCGUCUCCCUCCGGUGCCGCCGUCCCGCCUUCCCGCCGCCUCCGUCGUCGCCGCCUCCUGCCUUCACCGAUGACGCGUCCACCGCCACCGUUCACUCGCCGCCGCCCCGCCGCUAAAACGCCCGAAUUAGGAUUUCGGCAGCGACUCCCUUAAGGGGGACACUUAUUGGGCCUCACCCACCUUACCCGCCGGCCCAGCCAUCAGGCCCACCAAGCUAAUCCACCGCGUUGUCCCGCAUCAAAUAGUCUCAUGAUUGAGGAAGAUAUAUUCUUGAUGUAACUUCGGGAACAGUCGAAUAUUACAUCUUUUGCGCACUACGCCUCCUCAUCUCCCUUCUGUUUCUCCACCGCCGUCUGAUCUCAUCAAGAGUAAGGUCAGCAGUCGGUCAAGACUCCAGUCGAUUCGAUCUAGUGAUUUGGGUCAUCGUCUCCAAGGAGCUUGAUGUCCUGAAGGUUCAAGAGGACAUCGGCGUCCGAUUGGGCUACUGUCGCCCCGGCGAGGGCCAGGGCCCGACCCUUCCACGGCAUCUACACGACAGGGCCACCACCCUGCUGAGUGCCCUCUCCCAGAGGAGGUUCCUUCUUCUGCUGGACGAUCUGUGGGAGAAACUAGACCUCGGUGCUGUAGGCGUCCCAGACUCUCUCAGGAACGGAAGCAAGAUAGUCUUCACCACACGGUCACUGAAAGUGUGUAACGAGAUGGACGCUCAGCAGCGAGUCAAAGUCCCCCUUUUGAAUCAGGCGAGUUCUUGGAAGCUGUUCUGCCAAAGGCUGGGAAGGGGAGAAGACCAGUGGGAUCCCUCCAUGAAAUCUCUCGCAUCGGCAGUUGCUGCAAAAUGCGGUGGCCUGCCGCUCACACUCAUCACCGUAGGCCGGGGUAUGGCGGAUGCCACCACCCGCGGCGAGUGGGAAGAGGCUCUCAAGUCGCUUAAGGGUAUUCCUGCGAAGCUUGGUGACAUGAAGGAGGUUCUAACUCUUCUCAAGUUCAGCUUCGACAGACUGAAAGAUACAUCCGCCAGGGAGUGCCUCCUCUACUGCGCCCUCUUCCCAGAGGAUCACAACAUCGAUAUAAGUCAGCUCAUUGAGUACUGUGUAGAAGAAGGGCUCUUAGAAAGGGGACGCCAUCCCGACUCUAUUGAUAGAGCUCGUAAUCGCGGGCUCAUCACCGUCACGAGUCUCAAAGCUGCCUGCCUGCUAGAAGACGGGAACAACAGAGGACGAGAGGUAAAGCUCCAUGACACGGUCCGCGAGAUGGCCUUGUGGAUAACUAGCGGCGAAGAGGACGAAAAGAAUGUCUUUUUGGUGAACUCCGGGGAGAGGUUGACCCGCGUGCGGAUUCCGGAAAGAUGGAUGGAGUCAAGAAGGAUAUCGUUCAUGCACAACGAGAUAGGCGUGCUCCCUGAGGAGCCCAGCUGUGAUAAUCUGCAGACACUGUUGCUGAACAACAACCAUCCUCCAAGGGAAAUCCCCGGUGGGUUUUUCCAGUUCAUGCCGAGACUUCUUGUUUUAGAUCUGUCGAGAACAGGAAUAAGCUUUCUCCCCCCGGGAAUCGGGUCGCUGGUUGAACUGCAGCAGCUCAAUCUAUCAGAGACUUUCCUGGGAUCAUUGCCCGUGGAGGUAGGGAGGUUGACGAAGCUGAGACAACUGCGUUUGGAGGACGUCUAUUGUCUGAAGAGUAUCCCACGCGAGGCGGUCUCGUCGCUUUCAGGGCUGCAGUCGUUGAACAUUUUUAAGAGUUACUAUGAGUUGAGAGGAGGAUGGAAGGACGGUGGUAGCGAUUGUGUGAGUGAUCAUGAGGGGAGACAACUCUGUCUGAAAGACUUGGACGGCUUGGGGCAACUGACGGAGCUCGGUCUUUCUAUAACAGGCAUGACGCAUGAAGACAUGCAGGCUUUCCUGGACUCUCACGGGCUGUGCGCAUCUAUCAGAUUUCUAUGCAUGAAAGAGGUGGGAAGCUCGUCUUUUGAUUUGUCUGCUUGUCUUCAGGUUAUGAAAGGCCUGAGAACGCUUUUCAUUGAGCAUUCUACCCACUUGGAAGAGCUGAUCUUCAACACGAACCAGCCCUCGGAGUUGGAGGGUCUGACAUUGUUGCAGCUUCACCGAGCAACGAUAUCUUGGAAAGAUAGAAACGUGUUCGUGAGGGAUCUCAGCACAGGUGUCAUCUUCAAAAGCCUUCUGCAUCUAGAGAUUUCCAAAUGUGCAGCAUUGGAGGACAUCACAUGGAUCAGAGAACUGCCAUGCAUCGAGAUCUUCAGACUAAGCCGAUGCUUGAAAAUAGUAGAGCUGAUAGUAGUUCAAGAGGUGAUGAAUGGCGACGUGGACUAUGAAAAGGAUUCUUUUUUUCGCAAAUUAAAGGAGAUUUACUUGCAUAAUCUCGUCAGUUUGAGGAACGUCUGUAGGCAUCCCUUGUCGUUUCCUUCCUUGGAAAGAGUGGUAGUAUCACUGUCUAGCGCUGAAGAAGCUACCCUUUGGGCUCUCUAGUGCCAAGAACAUCAAAGAGAUCCGUGGUGAGUGAUGGUGGUGGAAUCUAUUAGAAUGAGACCAGGACGUCCGAUCCACAUUUGCACCUUAUUUUUCCCCAUUUUUUUAAUAUUACGAUUUUUCUAGGGACACCAGAUUUUCUUGCAUUUUAUGUAACAUCUAAGCAAUUCCAAGGUGAAGCAUGCAGUCAUUGAAUAGGAAACUAUGUGGAGAACAUGAGACUAAGAUGAUGAUUGGCUUCAAAAUGUCAAAUUAAUCGUGAAUAUGAUGAUCCAAAUAACCUUUUCUUGGCACCAAAAUGUAUCUAGUUACCUAACUUAGCCACUGUGCUAUAUGUCAUAUCAAAUUUGAUUAAGUCAUUGACCCAAUCAGAUGAAGCCUUGGAAAGUAGGCCAAAUAUAUAUCAUAAUCACAACAAUUCUAUUGAUGUGAUAUAUAGCUGAUAUUUCAUAACAAUGUGACGUGCAUUGGGUAUGGUUGUGAACAAAGUUUUUAUGCACACUAUUUAUUUAAGAAUUAUUUUCCCACUCAAUCUGAUGUAUGAAUAAAAAUAUGCUUAUAUUUCCAUUCUAUUCUUAUCAUACCUAAGUUAUCAUCAGUCAUUGAAGUUCUCUUGCACUUUAGAUGAAGAAGGUAGAAAGUUAUUCAAAAAUAGUAACAUUGAUCUUUAAUUAUUCCCAUAUAGUAGUGACUAAAUUUGGUAUACUCUAUAUGAUUUUGGAUUUAAUAUGACUGCAUCUUCUAUGAUUUCAAGCCUUCUCUCACAUUAACUAACCCUUAUACAAGUCUCUCAAGAAUGUAGUAUUGAGUAUUUGUAGUUUUAUUAUCUUUCAUGUUUCAAUGAAAAGGAGAAAAUGAUAAAAGUUGCAUUUUAUGAAGAAAUUAAAAAUAUAAAACCUUAUCCAAUAAAUAGAAAAAAGCAAUAAAAGGUAAACUAUGUAGUACAAACAAUUAAUCAUUCAAUUUUCAUUAGUUAUAACAUUAUGAAUGGUUGGUUUUGCAAUUUUUGAACACCAAAAAAUAUGAAAUGAAUUUCAUUAAAAUAAAUAAAAUCAAGCAUUUCUUCUCAAUAUUGGAUAUCCCUCCCCUUUGCCCCAUAACACAAAAAAAUUAUGCUUGACAUAAACUUUUUCAUAACCGUGCACAGAAAGUUUUACUGUAUUAUGCUGUACAUGCACAUUUAUAAAUGUUCAUCUCAGUUUCAUAACCUAUUGACAGAUAUGAUAAAUAGUUGAUGCAGUCAAUCUCUCUCUCUCUCUCUCUCUCUCUCUCUCUCUCUCACACACACACACACACACACACACUCCUUCACCACAAACUCUCUAAAACCUUACACUAAAUUUGAGUCUUAUAUUAUUAACUUUUAAAUUUCUACCACCAAAAUAUUUAUUUAAAUUUUAAUACUAUUUAUGCAAAACAUAAAAAGAUCAAGAAAACUUCACAAGGAAAAAUGUAUACUACUUUAAGUAGAUAAUAGAGGCUACAUUGGUAUUUCACUCUAUGAAAAUGUAGAUCAUUUUAAGAAAUAUUAUUAUCCUAGACUAGUUUCACUCCUAAAAAAUGGUAACUGAUAUUUGUAUUGGUUUCAAGGUAAGCUUGAUUAUAUAUCAACUGUAGAGAUGAGCUAGUUUUCUAUUGAUUUUUAGCAUUUUCUAUAUUUUUACUUAUUUCUAUUAAUUUCUAACAUAAUAGGUUGACCAAGUCAAACAUGAAUUGACAUAGAAGGUAUUGGAUCAACACAUACCGAUUUGGGCCAAGGUAGAUAGUCUUAAGUCAACAUAGUAUGUUAUUUAAUUAGCUAUCAACCAUCUGAAUGUUCAUACCUUCUCGCUUCCCUAGCAAGGGAAAUUUAAGAAUUUUAGGUAGUGAGUACCUUAUAUUACUUACUACUAAAUUUAAUAAUUUUUACUACUAAAUUUAGUAUUGGCUUGCUUUAUAGCACCUCUCUGCUAGAGGAGACGACAACCUCUUUAUCUAGCUCAUGCUGCUUAUUUAUCAAGAAGAAUAUCAAUUUUUGAGUAUAUUUCUGAUCCUCAACUAAGGUCAUUCACUCUGUAGUUGAAUGAAGAAAAAUGAAGCAAUUUUUCAUUGUUUCAAUAGAAUUUUGGUAUAUUUUCUCUGAAAUAAGUUGUAUUAUAAUAGAGAGUAAGUUAUUUAUUAUGAAAUAUGAUGUCCCUAGACUGAAAAAAUUUGGAAGUGAGAAUCAAUGAAGGGCAGGUUUCUAUGUUUAAGUAGUUUUGAUAUUGAAAAAAAAUCGAUGUUCAGUUGGGCUAUUCUCGCCCCAAACAAGACCAAGGUCAAACCCUCCUAGUGCAUCCAACCGACAUGGUCCUCUCCAAGAGGAAUUUCCUUCUGCUGCUGGACGACAAACUCUAUUUCUUUUACUUUAUACUUAUUUUUUGAUUUAUUGAAUGAUAGUUUGUGUAAUUUCAAGUUUUUCAAACCUUUUUUAUUUAAAUACAAUUCCGUUAGUUUUUCUAAAUUUUAAUUUGAUCAAUUAAAUCAUAUGUAAUUACUUAUGUAAAAAUUAUUAGAUGGAACUAUGUUAUGUCAAAAUCACAUUUAUCAAGGUGCUGAUGUCAUCUCAACAUCCACACUUAAAAUUUUCCAUUUAUAUAAAAUUUUAAAUAUAUUUUAUAUUCAUCAUUUAGUCUAUAAAUCAUAAAAACUAGUAUUCUUUAAAAACAAUUGAGGUAUUAUCAGAUAGUAUAUUACAUCUCUAUGAUCAAGUUAAAAAUUUAUCAAUAUUUUAAAAACCUUUUAUCUAAUUAUAAUUUAUUUAUUUACUAUAAAAUAUUUUAAAGUUUUAAAUAUUAAUAUUUUAAAAUUGUAUAACUAUUAAAUUUAUGCUAUUUAUUAUAUAAUAAUUAGGUCAUAUUAAAAAUUAUUCAGAAGUAUAAACAAUGGGAUUCAAUAAUGAAAAAAUUAAUAAAUCAAUUAUAUGAGUCUUUGUAAAAUAUGCUUUAAGACAAUAUGGUACUUAGUUGAUCAAAUUCUGACCAAAUAUUAUAUUUCUAGAAUAAAUGGAUGAAAAUAAGGAUGUGAAGUAAAGACACCUCAAAUGAAUGGAGACAUGCAUUGAGCACUUCAAGUUAACAGGAUGCAAAAAAAUAAAAGAUUUGAGAGUAGUUGAAGAGGUGAUGGAUGAUGAAGAUUUUGAAAAUAAAUAUUUUUUUUCCAAACUAAGGUUUAUUUACCUGCAAAGUGCACUGAAUGUGAGGAGGAGCAUGUGCAUACAUCUCUUGUUAUUUCCUUCCUUGGUGCUACUCUAAGUGGAUAACUGUCUUGAGCUGAAGAAGCUACUCUUUGGGCUCUCUAGUGCAAAGAACAUCAAAGUGAUCAGUCGUAACAAAGAAUGGUGGAAUCCAUUAGAGUGA